CACACAUACAGACAAACACACACACAGGAAGUGUCCUCUCCAUAAUAAACUCUGGAUGAGCUUUAAGUCGCUUCAGCUGAUGAGAAAGUGAGUUAAAGCCCUGAUAAUAAUAUAAGAAGUGAGCGUGUGAGUGUGUGUGAGUGUGUGUGAGAGCGUGUGAGCGUGUGUGAGUGUGUGUGGCAGAUAAAGCCUCCAGGUUUUGUAACCCCUGUUACUCUGAAGGGCUCUCUUCCUGCACGGGGACUCGCGGCUUGACGUUUCCGGGCGUGUCGCCGGUUUCCAUGGCUUUAAAGAGUGUGUGUGUGAGUGAGCGUGAGUGAGUGAGUGUGUGUGUGAGUGUGUGUGUGGAUCACCUGUGCCGCUGCAGGACCGCGUCCUCCUCCCGCUGCGUCCCGAGCCGUGACCAUGAGCGCGUGGCUGGGCUGGCCGCCGGCCCUGGUCCCGGUCCCGGUCCCGGUCCCGGUCCUGGUCCUGGUCCCGGUCCUGGUCCUGGUCCUGGUCCUGGUCCUGGUCCUGGUCCUGCAGAGGCUCCGCUUCCCCUACCUGUGGCGGGACGCCUCCUUCUUGCUGAAGGUGCUCCGCUACGGCGCGAGGCUGGAGCUGUACCGGCUGCGCGGCGACGUGCGCACCGUGGUGGACCGCUUCGUCCAGCAGGCGCGGCGCGUGCCCGACAAGCCCUUCGUGCUGUACGGGGACGCCGCGCACACCUACCGGGACGUGGAGCUGCGCAGCAACCGGCUGGCCCAGGUGUUCCUGCAGCGGCUGCGCCUGCGGAGGGGCGACUGCGUGGCGCUGCUCAUGAGCAACGAACCCGACUUCCUGUGCGCCUGGUUCGGCCUGGCCAAGCUGGGCUGCCCGGUGGCCUUCCUCAACACCAACAUCAGGGCCAAGUCCCUGCUGCACUGCUUCCGCUGCUGCGGCGCCUCGACCCUCAUCGUGGGACCAGACCUGCUGGACAGCCUGCAGGGCAUCCUGCCCAGCCUGCUGGAGGACAGCAUCCAGGUGUGGGCCAUGGCGGAGCGGACGGACCUCCCGCAGGUCUCCACCCUGCUGGACAACAUCCACGCCGUGUCCGACCGGCCUGUGCCCGAGGCGCUGCGCAAGACCACCUCCAUCAAAGCCCCCACGCUCUACAUCUUCACCUCCGGAACCACCGGGCUGCCGAAGGCUGCGGUGAUCACUCACCUGCAGAGCCUGAAGGCGGCCGCGGGCUUCUGGGCGUUUGGAGCAACAGAAGAUGACGUGAUCUAUACUCCUCUGCCGCUCUACCACAGCGCCGCCUCGCUCAUCGGCAUCGGCGGGACCAUCGAGCUGGGGGCCACUUGUGUGUUGAAGAAGAAGUUCUCCGCCUCCCAUUUCUGGAACGACUGCAGAAAACACGACGUCACCAUCUUCCAGUACAUCGGUGAACUCUGCAGAUACCUCUGCAACCAGCCGAAGACGGAGCUGGAUAAGGUCCACCAGGUGCGGAUGGGCGUGGGCAACGGCCUGCGGCAGGACGUCUGGAGGGAGUUCCUGAGCCGCUUCGGGAACAUCAAGAUGUGCGAGGUGUACGGCUCCACCGAGGGCAACCUGUGCUUCAUGAACCACAUCGGGAAGAUCGGGGUGGUGGGCCGCUCCAACUUCUUCUACAGGCUUCUGUUCAAGUACGACCUGGUGAAAUACGACAUGGUGAAAGACGAGCCGGUGAGAGAUCAGCACGGCUUCUGCCAGCGAGUGAAGACGGGCGAGACAGGACUGCUGCUGUCCAAGGUCAGCUUCUUCAGCCCGUUCUUCGGAUACGCCGGGAGCAAGAAGCUGACGGAGAGGAAGCUGAUGAGGAACGUGCUGGCGAAGGGCGACGCGUACUUUAACACGGGGGACCUCAUGGCCGAAGACCACGACGGCUUCAUCUGCUUCCGGGACCGAGUGGGAGACACGUACAGGUGGAAGGGCGAAAACGUAGCGACCACCGAGGUGAUGGAGACUUUGGGGCUGGUGGACUUCAUCCAGGAAGUCAACGUGUACGGAGUGGAAGUGCCAGGACAUGAGGGCCGAGCUGGGAUGGCGGCCGUCAUCGUGCGACCAGACAUGGCCUUCGACGGGAAGAAGCUGUUCGAGCACGCGGUGGGAGACCUGCCGGCGUACGCCCGUCCGCUCUUCAUCCGGCUGCAGGAGAUCAUGGAGAUGACCAGCACCUUCAAGCAGCAGAAGUUCCAGCUGGUCCAGAGCGGAUUCAACCCGUCCACCGUCUGCGAUCCGCUCUACGUGUUGGACUACCAGCAGGAGAGCUACAUUCCCCUCACAGAGGGCAUCUACAAGAGCAUCGCCGCCGGAGAGCGAAAGCUGUAGAACUCUGGAAAGACCCGGCAGGACCUGGACUGAGACCAGGACUGAGACCUGGACUGAGACCUGGACUGGGACCUGGACUGGGACCUGCUGCUGUUUGCACCACAUGGUACAGUCACAUGAAGAUGACGAGACGUCCCAGAACACUUGAGUUUCAUUGAGAACAGAGCCUGAUCAGGAGAAUCUGAACACCUUUAAACAGCAAACUGCGUCCAGUCACUUAAUGAAAAGGUUGUUUUUAGACAAAGUCUAGAAGUUUUUAACUUUCUGCACUGAUAAUUGUGUUUUAUAAGUGAAGAAAUUAUUUUUUUAAUGAUGGAGAAGCUAAAGCUUUAAUGGAAUCACGUUUGAAAUGAGCAGGUGUGACUUAAGGAAGGAAUAACUGAAGUGUGUUUCUUGGUUUAUCUGCACAGUUUACAGACUAAGGUUAAUUUUUGUUUUGCUUUUUUUUUUUUUACUUGAAAUGGAAGUUUUUAAUCCAGAUGUGUGAAGUGAUGUAAGUUUUUUUCUGGGAUUUGAAGGAAUGGUUCUUUUAAAUUCCUGAAAGUUAAUGACGAGAGAUUUUGAAGGAUGAAAUGUCUUUCAGAUUAGUAAUCUCAGUUCAAGUGCCUUAAUUCCAAGUUGAACAGAAUUCAGUACAGUGAAUCAAAAAAUCAAUUUCAAUGUUUUAAUUCUGUCAGUUUUUUAUUUGUUUCUGUCACGUCAGCGUUUUUCAUUCCUUUUUCUCAGAACUGGAGCGUUUACUGUUGACUGAAGUGUCAUUUAGCAAUAAAUAUGUAGUCCAGGGUUGUCAAACAUGUGGCCUGCGGGCCGAAACCACAUCAGGACAAAGAGGAGUUUCUUUUGUUUUCAAAAAAACUCCAGCCGUUACUUUAUUCACUGAAGAUCCAGCCCAGUCUCAUGGCCAGAGGAGGAGACAGGAGUCCAGCCGUGCUUUAAAGCUAGCAAGGUAGCAUUAGCUUUGAAUUAUAAGCCCCAGGGUUUUCUAGUUUAAAGCUAGCGAGGUAGCGAUAGGCUAAUUUAAAGCUAACACCGUUGGCUUUAAGCUGUAAAACCCUGGGUUUUCUCGUGUUAAAGCUAAGAGGGUAUCAUUAACUUUAAAGUUAGUUUGAAGCCAGUUUAAAACUAAUGCUACCUGGCUAGCUUUAAACCAAAGCUAAACAGGUAGCGUCACUUGGUUUUCUAGUCUAAAACUAGCGAGCUAGUGUUAGCCUUCCCGUCACGAGGCGUUCGUGGUGCUGAAGGCCGCGGGAGCUUCGUCUUCAUCGACAGGGACACAUUUUGCAGCAGCAGUAUGUUGACUUGCACUGAUUUUAUUUUCAGGUUGUGCAGAAGAAUUGUCUAAUAAAACUAGAACUUUUUCAGCA
Messenger RNA from Salarias fasciatus (jewelled blenny), 3695 nucleotides. RefSeq names its product solute carrier family 27 member 6 (gene slc27a6). Lineage: Eukaryota; Metazoa; Chordata; Actinopteri; Blenniiformes; Blenniidae. Gene Ontology annotation, cellular component: endoplasmic reticulum membrane; plasma membrane. Gene Ontology annotation, biological process: long-chain fatty acid metabolic process; long-chain fatty acid import into cell. The record is from RefSeq and is a predicted model, not a curated record. The transcript has 10 exons. The coding region runs from base 406 to 2331 and encodes 641 amino acids. Gene Ontology annotation, molecular function: long-chain fatty acid-CoA ligase activity; long-chain fatty acid transmembrane transporter activity.